Messenger RNA from Linepithema humile (Argentine ant), 1749 nucleotides. It is a transcript of the gene xit, whose product is annotated as ALG6/ALG8 family glucosyltransferase xit. Gene Ontology annotation, molecular function: dolichyl pyrophosphate Glc1Man9GlcNAc2 alpha-1,3-glucosyltransferase activity. NCBI's taxonomy places the organism in Eukaryota, Metazoa, Arthropoda, Insecta, Hymenoptera, Formicidae. The record is from RefSeq and is a predicted model, not a curated record. Gene Ontology annotation, biological process: protein N-linked glycosylation. Gene Ontology annotation, cellular component: endoplasmic reticulum membrane.
UCCUGUUUUGUUUGGAAAAUGGACGGUAAUCUUUUACAAACUUUCCUGUUAAUUACUUGCAUCAAGAUCCUCUUAAUCCCUACUUAUCAUUCCACUGAUUUUGAGGUACAUCGAAAUUGGCUGGCUAUAACACAUAGUCUACCUAUCAAGGAAUGGUAUGUGAAUGCACAAUCUUCAUGGACUCUUGAUUAUCCACCCUUGUUUGCGUGGUUUGAAUAUUGUCUUAGCCAGGUAGCAGUGUUUUUUGAUCCAGAGAUGGUCAAAGUAGAGAAUUUGAAUUAUGUAUCACCAGCUACUGUGUUCUUCCAACGAGGAACCGUCAUAUUUUCCGACCUGAUAUUUGCAUAUGGAGUUAGAGAAACGAGUAAAACAUUUUGUAAGUCCCUGAACAAUUGUGAAGUUUUUAUAUUUCUUUCAUUAUGCAACAUAGGACUGCUGAUAGUAGAUCAUAUACAUUUCCAGUAUAAUGGCUUCCUACUCGGUGUUUUAUUAAUAUCAAUGGCAAAAGUUUCAAAAACUGGUGAACAGGUGUCAGUAUUACAAGGUGCUAUGUGGUUUGCCAUUUUACUCAAUUUAAAGCAUCUUUAUUUAUAUGUAGCACCGGCCUACAUCGCCUGGUUAUUAAAAUCGUAUUGUCUAAACAAUGGUAAUUUUUUUAAACGAUUAUUUGCACUUGCAUCUAUUGUGCUGAGCAUCUUUAUGGUAUCUUUUGGUCCCUUCAAAACUCAAUUACCGCAGGUAAUUUCUCGUCUGUUUCCAUUUAAAAGAGGCUUAGUACAUUCAUACUGGGCUGCAAAUAGUUGGACUUUCUAUAUUGGUGCAGAGAAGGUGUUGUCUGUGAUAUGGAAAUAUUUAGGAUGGUUAAAAGAUAUUAAACCUGCAGUAAUGACCGGUGGUCUGGUACAAGAACAAAGCUUCUUCGUAUUACCCACCCCAACUCCUAUUGUUACAUUUGUUUUGACUUUUGUGACAAUAUUUCCUGCAUUAUGGUGUCUACUCUGUAAAAAGUCCUAUAUGAAUUCGAAAUAUUUUGUUAGAUGCAUUGUACUAUGUGCUUUGAGUUCAUUUAUGUUCGGCUGGCAUGUACAUGAGAAAGCCAUAUUAACUGCAAUUAUCCCUUUGUGUGUCCUCGCAGCAAUAGACGCGGAAGAUGCACGGAUAUUUAUAAUUUUAAGCAGUGCUGGUCAUACUGCUCUCUUACCAUUGCUAUAUCCUGAGAAUUUAUUUUUAUUAAAAUUACUAUUGUCAUUAACGUAUAUGAUUUCAUCGAUAUUAAUCUUGUCUAUUCAACAUAACAGGCCUCUAUUACGAGUAUACGAAUAUCUAUAUAUAACAUUACUACCAUUAGUUACAAUUUAUGAAGUGUUGUUGCAUAAAUUGCUAUUUAGUCAUAAAAUGCCUUUUCUACCAUUAGCAUUUACUUCUAUAUACUGUGCAAUUGGUGUAACUUAUUGCUGGAUAUUGUAUUACUAUAUGUAUCUACAGAAUAAUCGCGCACAAAUAAUUGAAAUUGCAGGAAACAAAUCAAGAUACCAUAAAUUAAAAGAUACAUAAUCCUAAGAAUUCCAUGAUUGUUAAAAAUUUGUACAGAUUUUUAUAACUGAAAAUGUCUGUAAAUAAUAUAAUUAAAUUAUAAAAUACAUGCAUAUAAUUAUAGACUAGAAAAUAUGCAUUGUCCUAUGAUUAUAAUGUAAAUUAUCUAUGUAAGUAGUUAUUUAAAUAAUAAAUUAUUGUACUUACUAAACAGAA